AUGGCGUCCGAGGUGCAGAAUUCAAACCCGACCAUAUUGAAUGUUGCCGAUCUCCCCACUCGAUUGGGUUCGGCUACAUUGAGCAAGGCAGGCACAGACAGAGCCGAGAAUCUUGCAUCAAUCUUUCCACCGUCUGCAUAUUCAAGUGAUUGGCACACCGCUCUACACUCAUCUUCUGAUUCUAGCGACGAAGAAGAGGAGCGAGAAGAGCCGAUUGAUGAGCAAGAAAUUUAUGAUCUCAUAUCGUCAAUUUCCGAUCCAGAGCAUCCGAUAUCUCUAGGAGCACUGGCUGUUGUAUCACUUCCAGAUAUUGCUAUAAAGCCAACACUCCCCGAUGUGCCUGACUCAUCUCUUCGGACAGUAUCUGUUCUUAUAACACCAACGAUCACACAUUGCAGCCUUGCUACAGUAAUAGGCCUUGGUGUACGUGUUCGGCUUGAGCAAUCACUCCCGCCACGGUUUCGCGUGGAUGUGCGAAUUAAAGAAGGCUCUCAUAGCACAGCUGAUGAGGUGAAUAAACAAUUAGCUGAUAAAGAAAGAGUUGCCGCUGCGUUGGAAAAUGGAACACUUAUGGGUGUUAUUGCAAAAAUGCUCGAAACGUGCCGAUGA
Messenger RNA from Aspergillus brunneoviolaceus CBS 621.78, 609 nucleotides. RefSeq names its product iron-sulfur cluster assembly protein CIA2. Gene Ontology annotation, biological process: iron-sulfur cluster assembly. Bases 1 to 609 code for a protein of 202 amino acids. The transcript has 2 exons. Lineage: Eukaryota; Fungi; Ascomycota; Eurotiomycetes; Eurotiales; Aspergillaceae. The record is from RefSeq and is a predicted model, not a curated record.